Teleopsis dalmanni is the source of this 393-nucleotide messenger RNA. RefSeq lists its product as uncharacterized. Bases 34 to 393 code for a protein of 119 amino acids. The transcript has 3 exons. The record is from RefSeq and is a predicted model, not a curated record. NCBI's taxonomy places the organism in Eukaryota, Metazoa, Arthropoda, Insecta, Diptera, Diopsidae.
UGCAGACAACAGCGCCUUACGGAUUUUAAAAUAAUGAAAAUUUGGAUCACUGGUUGCCGUAAUAUAAUAUUAGUAGGAAUUUCCUUAUGUAUCGUGAAUCUGAUUGCAAGUGAAGAUUUACCUGAAGAACCAAAUGGUCCGAUUGAACCGAAAGAGGAGGUUGAAAGCGUUACACCUAGCAGCAGUAGUAAUGCUAAUGAUGUUAGUAUCAGUGCUCUUGAUGAGACAAAAUGUAUGAAAAGUCGGAACGGCUGCUGUGACGAACUUUUCAUAGGUGAUGAACAAAGUUUAAUGAAAUGCUUCGCACUACAUCAGAGUAAAAUGCCGAAAGAUAAUGAAAAUGAUCCAGCAAAAUUAAUGAAGUUCUUGUCGGUAUGUAAGUCCCCAUCAUAG